Hermetia illucens (black soldier fly) is the source of this 1072-nucleotide messenger RNA. Its product is annotated as sorting nexin-27-like. The transcript has 4 exons. Gene Ontology annotation, cellular component: early endosome. NCBI's taxonomy places the organism in Eukaryota, Metazoa, Arthropoda, Insecta, Diptera, Stratiomyidae. Gene Ontology annotation, biological process: intracellular protein transport. The record is from RefSeq and is a predicted model, not a curated record. Gene Ontology annotation, molecular function: phosphatidylinositol binding. The coding region runs from base 141 to 854 and encodes 237 amino acids.
AAGUCAAGUGCUAUUGUAGUUCGCUCAGUGCGUUGUCGACUUUGCAUUUAUUACUAAAUUCCAUGAAUAAUUAGCUACUUAUAAGUUGCAUUGCCUCAACCUCCCAUCAUUAGUCUAAUCAUAACUCUCGGACUAAGAAGAUGGAAUCAUUGUUCUGGAUUGAAAGUGCAGGCUUCGAUCAACAUUAUAGUGCCGCAUAUCCCCGCGCGAAUAGUUCUGAGUCUGAUGAAGUUCUUGUGAAGAAAAAACAAGGGAGAACGUACUAUCGCCUCGUUGACGAUUUUGUAGGAGUCCCAUCCACAUCAAAGCAGAAUCUAGAAAAAUUGAUUUCGGCUCAAGCAUUCCAGUCACUUCCUUUGAGCAUACCAGACUGUGAUAUCUUCCUGAAUGGCGGAAAACAGUUCACUUACUUCAACGUUUAUAUGGCUGGGCUGAAAACUACUUCACGAACAUUCGCCGAGUUUGAAAACCUGCAUAGUUCUCUAAAGACACCAUUCCACUAUAUAAGUCGACACCUACCACAACUACCACAAGACUAUGUGCACUUCAGUGGCAUUGCAGAGAUCGAGAGCUACUGCCAAGAUCUUGAGAAGUAUCUUUAUGAGCUAUGUCGGAUUAAGGUCAUUGCCGAGAGUGACUACGUUCAAGAGUUUUUGAGUUCAUCAAUGGGAUUUGAUACUGCUGGGGUUGAUAGCAGAGAGCAUAUUCGAUUAUCAGACCGUGUGUUCUUAAAUUUUCCAGCAGGACGUCAUGGAGAUAAGUCCGAUUUGAGGAUGGGAGGGGAUUUGGAUUUCGUGGAGGAUUUAGUGGAUUUGCCAAAAGCAAGAUCGUCAAAGUCAUCUGUUACUUCGUAGAAUACUUGGUAGUUUCCAGCCAUAUUUUUUCUGUAAUUAUCAUAAAUUCUAGAUUGAAUGUAAAGUGUAGAAUACGAAAAUAUGAUACAUACCUUACGCGAUGUGCUGCGUGGGGACACAUGAAGUUUUAUUAGAUAUGAAUUGCUAUGCUAGGCUCUAUUUGUGUUAUAUUAUGUUUGUUUUUAUUGUGAAUAUAUUCAUGGAAGUGGUGUAAAUUG